Messenger RNA from Loxodonta africana (African savanna elephant), 3422 nucleotides. RefSeq names its product leucine rich repeats and immunoglobulin like domains 1 (gene LRIG1). The record is from RefSeq and is a predicted model, not a curated record. Gene Ontology annotation, molecular function: protein binding. The transcript has 19 exons. The coding region runs from base 105 to 3422 and encodes 1105 amino acids. Lineage: Eukaryota; Metazoa; Chordata; Mammalia; Proboscidea; Elephantidae.
AGCAGCCUAGUGCCGAGCGGCGCCCCCGCGGGCCCGCCCGUGCCUGCGACCGCCCGGGACCUCGCAGCCCCCGCGCCCGAAGUUCGCAGCGCGCUCCAGACAAGAUGGCGCGGCCGGCCCGGGGAGCGCUCGGGGCCCCGCGCCGCUCGCCUCACCUUCUCCUCCUGUCGCUGCUGCUGCUGCUGCUGCUUCGGCCGGAGCCGGCGACGGGUACGGCCGUCCCACGGGCGUCCUGUGCCGCCGCCUGCACUUGCGCUGGGGACUCGCUGGACUGCGGCGGGCGCGGGCUGACGACGCUGCCCGGAGACCUGCCCGCCUGGACGCGGAGCCUAAACCUGAGUUACAACAAACUUUCUGAGGUUGACCCUGCUGAUUUUGAGGACUUGCCGAAUCUACAGGAAGUGUACCUCAAUAAUAAUGAGCUGACGGCCAUACCAUCCUUGGGUGCUGCUGCUUCUCACAUCGUCUCUCUCUUUCUGCAACACAAUAAGAUUCGCAGCGUGGAGGGGAGUCAGCUGAAGGCUUACCUUUCCUUAGAAGUGUUGGAUCUGAGUUCGAACAACAUCACAGAAAUCCGGAGCUCCUGCUUUCCCCAUGGACUGCACAUAAAGGAGCUCAACCUGGCAAGCAACCGGAUCGGCACCCUGGAGUCGGGAGCAUUUGAUGGUCUGUCACGGUCGCUGCUGACACUCCGCCUGAGCAAAAACAGGAUCACGCAGCUUCCUGUGAAAGCGUUCAAGUUACCCAGGUUGACUCAGCUGGACCUCAAUCGGAAUCGAAUUCGGCUAAUCGAGGGCCUGACAUUCCAGGGACUCGACAGUCUGGAGGUGCUGAAACUUCAGCGAAACAACAUCAGCAAGUUGACAGACGGGGCCUUCUGGGGGCUGUCUAGGAUGCACGUGCUGCACCUGGAGUCCAACAGCCUGAUGGAAGUGAACAGCGGCUCUCUCUACGGCCUCACGGCCCUGCACCAGCUUCACCUCAGCAACAAUUCUAUCUCUCGCAUUCACCGCGAUGGCUGGAGCUUCUGCCAGAAGUUGCACGAGCUGGUUCUGUCCUUCAACAACCUCACCCGGCUGGACGAGGAGAGCCUGGCCGACUUGAGUAGUCUCAACACCCUGCGGCUCAGCCACAACUCCAUCAGCCACAUCGCAGAAGGCGCUUUCAGGGGACUCAAAAACCUGCGAGUCUUGGACCUGGACCAUAACGAGAUCUCAGGCACAAUAGAGGACACCAGCGGCGCUUUUACAGGGCUCGACAGCCUGAGCAAGCUGACUCUGUUUGGAAACAAGAUCAAGUCCGUGGCUAAGAGAGCGUUCUCAGGGCUGGAAGGCCUGGAGCACCUGAACAUUGGCGAGAAUGCAAUCCGAUCUGUCCAGUUUGAUGCCUUUGUGAAGAUGAAGAAUCUUAAAGAGCUCCAUAUCAGCAGUGACAGCUUCCUGUGCGACUGCCAGCUGAAAUGGCUGCCCCCGUGGUUGACCGGGAGGAUGCUGCAAGCCUUCGUGACGGCCACCUGUGCCCACCCACAGUCACUGAAGGGCCAGAGCAUUUUCUCUGUACCGCCAGAGAGUUUUGUGUGUGAUGACUUUCCAAAACCCCAGAUUAUCACCCAGCCAGAGACGACCAUGGCUGUGCUGGGCAAGGAUAUCCAGUUCACGUGCUCGGCAGCCAGCAGCAGCAGCUCCCCUAUGACCUUUGCCUGGAAGAAGGACAAUGAGGUCCUGGCCAACGCUGACAUGGAGAACUUCGCCCAUGUCCGCGCGCAGGAUGGAGAGGUGAUGGAGUACACCACCAUACUGCACCUCCGUCACGUCACUUUUGGGCACGAGGGCCGCUACCAGUGCAUCAUCACCAACCACUUUGGCUCCACCUACUCACACAAGGCCAGGCUCACCGUGAAUGUGUUACCAUCAUUCACCAAAAUGCCCCACGACAUUGCCAUCCGGACUGGCACCAUGGCCCGCCUCGAAUGUGCUGCCCGGGGCCACCCCAACCCCCAGAUUGCCUGGCAGAAGGACGGAGGCACAGAUUUCCCCGCUGCUCGGGAGCGACGCAUGCACGUCAUGCCAGAUGAUGACGUGUUUUUCAUCACCGAUGUGAAAGUAGAUGACAUGGGGGUUUACAGCUGUACCGCCCAGAACACUGCCGGCUCAGUUUCAGCUAACGCCACUCUGACUGUCCUAGAAACUCCGUCCCUGGUGGUGCCUUUGGAAGACUGUGUGGUGUCUGUAGGAGAAACAGUGGCACUCCAGUGCAAAGCCACCGGGAGCCCGCCACCCCGCAUCACCUGGCUCAAGGGGGACCGGCCUCUGGGCCUCACUGAGCGGCACCACUUCACCCCAGGCAACCAGCUGCUUGUUGUUCAGAACGUGGUGGCAGAGGACGCAGGCAGAUAUACCUGCGAGAUGUCCAACGCCCUGGGCACUGAGCGAGCUCACAGCCAGCUGAGUGUCCUGCCCACGCCUGGCUGCAGGAAGGACGGGACCAGCGUGGGCAUCUUCACCAUUGCUGUGGUGUGCAGCAUCGUCCUGACCUCUCUGGUCUGGGUGUGCAUCAUCUAUCAAACCAGGAAGAAGAGUGAGGAGUACAGUGUCACCAACACAGAUGAAACCAUUGUGCCGCCUGAUGUCCCAAGCUACCUCUCUUCUCAGGGGACCCUUUCUGACCGACAAGAAACCGUGCUCAGGACCGAGGGUGGCCAUCAGGCCAGUGGGCACAUUGAGAGCAAUGGUGUUUGUCCAAGAGAUACAGGCCUCUUUCCAGAGGUCGACGCUCAUGGCGUUGCACGCAUACAGCCAAAGCUCUGUGUGGGGUAUAAUAAAGAGCCCUGGAAAAUGACAGAGAAAGCCGAGAGAACCCUUGGACCACAUAAAACAGAGCCCAGUGGCCCGGUUGUAUGCAGUGACUGCAGCCCUGAUGUGGCCAGCUACUCCAAGGAGCAAGCCUUCCACCCUCAGCCUGCAUCCAGGGACGGUGUACAGCCAAGUACAACAAGCAGCCAGGAGUCCAGUCGGAGUGACCGAGAACAUUCUCCGCAUCCCCCAAGCAGUGGGACUGUUGAUGGGUCCCGUGCCAGUUGCAGGGGUUCCCUCUACCCCAGUAACCAUGAUAGAAUGCUGACAUCCUUGAAGAAAAAGCCAGUGGCACCUCUAGAUGGAAAAGGAGGUUCUUCUCGGACUUUAGCAAGGCGGUGUGAGCCAGACUCCCUAGACCUACAGCCUACAUCCGCACUAACUUCAGCCAAUCCUGAGCUUAUGGAAGCUGCCUCAGACUUUCCCGCUGUCCCCAGUGAAGCUGAGCACUUGCUUCUUUCCAACGGGCACCUCCCCAAGGCAUGCGACUCCAGUCCUGAGUCCACACCACUGACAGGCCAGCUCCCCAGGAAACGGAGUGUGCCGCUGUUGUUUGCACCAAAAGUCUAG